This is a messenger RNA of Opisthocomus hoazin, 1588 nucleotides long. It is a transcript of the gene PIGA, whose product is annotated as phosphatidylinositol glycan anchor biosynthesis class A. Gene Ontology annotation, molecular function: phosphatidylinositol N-acetylglucosaminyltransferase activity. NCBI's taxonomy places the organism in Eukaryota, Metazoa, Chordata, Aves, Opisthocomiformes, Opisthocomidae. Gene Ontology annotation, cellular component: glycosylphosphatidylinositol-N-acetylglucosaminyltransferase (GPI-GnT) complex. Gene Ontology annotation, biological process: GPI anchor biosynthetic process. The record is from RefSeq and is a predicted model, not a curated record.
AUGACUGCUCCUGCUAGGGGUGGGGAAGGACUGCGAGACCAGGCGCUCAGGCACUGUAAUGGCCCCUGCGUGGAAGUGGUGAACAGCUCAUCUCUAGGUGAGGACUACUUGCAGCAACUGCCAAUGCACCGUGAGCGUUGCACUGUACUGGCUGCAGUUUCUUCUGAGAACUACAACCCCUACGGCCCCCUGGUUCCUGGUCUCUUCUGCUUCCACAGCAGGAUACCUGCCACUGAGGGUAAGAAGCCUCCACGCUUCUGGCCUCCUACUCAGCUUCUCAUCCUGAAAUUCAGCCUGCCCCUGCUCAGGUACAUCUUUGUGCGGGAGAGGGUCACCGUCGUCCACGCCCACAGCUCCUUCUCCGCCAUGGCCCACGACGCCCUCUUCCACGCCAAGACCAUGGGGCUGCGGACGGUGUUCACCGACCACUCCCUCUUCGGGUUUGCCGAUGUCAGCUCGGUGCUCACCAACAAGCUCCUGACGGUGUCCCUCUGCGACACGAACCACAUCAUCUGCGUCUCCUACACGAGUAAGGAAAACACGGUGCUGCGAGCGGCUUUGGACCCGCGGAUAGUCUCCGUCAUCCCCAAUGCAGUCGAUCCCACCGACUUCACUCCGGACCCGACGAGGAGGGAUGACGGUGCAAUAACAAUUGUCGUUGUCAGCAGACUUGUUUACAGAAAAGGUAUAGAUUUGCUUAGUGGUAUAAUUCCUGAGCUCUGUCAGAAAUAUCCAGAGUUACACUUCUUAGUUGGAGGAGAAGGACCAAAACGAAUCGUGCUGGAGGAGGUCCGGGAAAGAUACCAGCUACAUGACAGGGUACGUCUCCUAGGAGCCUUGGAACACCAGGAUGUAAGAAAUGUUCUAGUCCAGGGGCAUAUUUUUCUCAACACUUCCCUCACUGAGGCCUUUUGUAUGGCAAUUGUGGAAGCAGCAAGCUGUGGUUUACAGGUGGUGAGUACAAGAGUUGGCGGGAUUCCUGAGGUACUUCCAGAAAAUCUCAUUAUUUUAUGUGAACCCUCCGUGAAAUCUUUGUGCGAUGGAUUAGAAAAAGCUAUUGCCCAGCUCAGAUCAGGAACACUACCAUCUCCGGAAACUGUUCAUAAUAAAGUAAAGACAUUUUAUACAUGGAGGAAUGUAGCAGAGAGAACGGAGAAAGUAUAUGACAGGGUUGCAGAUGAAGUGGUUUUACCAAUGGAUGAGCGACUUAACAGACUGAUGUCUCACUGUGGCCCAGUGACUGGGUGUAUUUUUGCUUUUUUUGCUGUUCUGAACUUCCUUUUCUUGGCGUUUUUGAGGUGGAUGACUCCAGACUCUAUUAUUGAUGUUGCAAUAGAUGCCACAGGACCUAAAGGUGCAUGGACUAAACGGUAUUUUUUGGGGAAAAAAGGAAGAAUUAAUGAACUUUCAAGCUCCUAUAACUCUCGAAUGGAGAGGAAAGAACACACUGGCCACUAAAGGCUUUAAUGCUUGCUGAUAGAGACAUUACUCUUAAAAUUCUUCAGUUUCUUUCUGAAGUUCAUGGAAAGAAGCUUGGUUAAAUGUGCUACCUCAAUUUAGGAUUAUGUUUUAAUUUAGUCUUGGAUUC